AUGCCGCAGGGCACCCUUUCCUCUUCACCAUGGCGUGUGGCCCUUUCGAUGUCUCUAAUCUCCCUCCCCCCAUUCGCCUUCUGGUGCCUGGCCGUCCCGGGACCUAGCAGUCUCUUUUACUUAAUAGGUAAUCUGCUAGCCCUCCUCUCCGUCUCCCUCACCGUCACAAAAAUCCUGCACUACAUUCCGUCGCCCAGUAUUUUUAUGUACUUGAAGCUGCGGUUCCAAUCGGAAACGUUGCAACAAACCGUGGCCGUCAUCCAAAUCGUCAUUUCCCUCGGGGUGCUGUUCUUCUAUCUAAUGUUCACCAGCUCGCUCCUGAGCGCCAUCUCUAAAUUCCCAUUCUAUUUAUUGGCUCCAUUAAUAGCCUCGUUGAGCUUAUUAACAACGGUAUUUGCCGGGCAGGCCAUGCUGAUGUUGCCCGUGUUUUUCAUCUUUUUAGCCUGUCUAACAGCUGGCUGUGGAAUAUUUAUUUAUUUUGGGCUUGAAGAGGUGGCUUCGUUCAGUGAAAUUGUCACUUUUCAAUUCAGUUUCUACAAAAUCGUGGCGAGCUUGGUUAUUGGAUUUUUUAUGGGAUUCUAUCAAUUGGCGGCCGGGCAGUCGAUGUAUCAGAUGUACUUCUCCCUCUCGACCCGUCAUAAGCUUCGUCUUUGCCUCUCCCUUCAUGCGGCAUUCCUCGUCUUUCUCUCAUCAUUCACCUUCCUCAUCGCCCAAAUCUUCACUCAUUUUCUACAAGAACACUGUCGUCUCUCCUAUUCCGCAGCCAGCCUACUCGAAUUUAUUCGGUUUACGGUCCCCCGGGCCCAAUUUUUGUCCUUUUUCGUUUCGGUAUCUCUCGUAUUGCUCCUAAUGUUUGCUUAUCAAUGGAUCUUUGUCGGAUUGGUGUCGACGAUUUGGGAGGAAUUCCUAAAGCCACACUUCAAGGAAUGGCCGCAGGUGCAGCAGCUAUGCGCUUUGCAGGCAACGGCCCUGAAAGUUACGGUAACCCUGAUACUGCUGAGUCUGGGUGUCGGCCUAUCGCCAGUAUCGUACGCGAAAUUCCUGCCCAUCAGCUUCUACAUCUUACUAUCUUUCGCGGCGCUGGUGACCGGCUGCUUUGCAUGCGGAUACUUUUUGCCGUUUACAAAUUUGAAGGGCUGCUUCGCCGGGUUGGCGCUCUGCGGAGCACUGAUAUUUUCGACAUUUUGGGCAAAUAUCGCCAAGAAUCCGCUGCCAAAACUUGAGAACAACUGCACGGCACACCUCUUCGACGAGUACCAAAUCCUGGACGACGGCCAGCACGGUGUUUUCUACAACACGAUGGCCGAUUUUCCAUUGGAUUUUGUGCCGCUGUUUUUGACAAUGGUGUUCACCCUCGUGUGUGUCGUCGUUUCCGGUGUAUCCGGCUGGCAAGAUCUCUUCGCGAUCGACUGGAAUUUGAUCGUUUGGCCGUGUUGUCUUUCGAAUACGCUAUCAGCAACUACAUUCCGAAAACGCCGCCCCUUUGUGGAGUCCGACUCAUUCCGCUAUGCUCAAAGCGACGCGAGUGGCACCGGGCCACGCCCGCAGCUACAU
Molecule: messenger RNA, 1554 nt
Organism: Mesorhabditis spiculigera
Lineage: Eukaryota; Metazoa; Nematoda; Chromadorea; Rhabditida; Rhabditidae
Source: the annotation of a GenBank genome assembly